Vicia faba (fava bean) is the source of this 588-nucleotide messenger RNA. The record is from the annotation of a GenBank genome assembly. NCBI's taxonomy places the organism in Eukaryota, Viridiplantae, Streptophyta, Magnoliopsida, Fabales, Fabaceae.
AUGCGGCUUCUAGCGGCGCCGCCACUGCUGAACCCUUAUAAUCAACAAAACAUGAACCUAAACCCUGCCUCAAACUACCUCUUGAUUGGAAUCUUGCAUUCGAAUUUGCUAACUUAUCAUCAAUCCAAGGUAUCAAAGCUUUCUUCUAGAAACCCUGGGGAUUGUAAGCUUGUAAUUUGUGACAGUGAUGAUAAAUUAACAGAGGAAACCACCGAGAUCCUUCUUUAUAAGCUACAAGCUACCGCCAGAUGUAAAGAAAAUGACGAGGACAUAGACGAUUCGAAGGAUUCUGAAGCUUACCGAGAUAAGACUCAAGUGAAGAAGGUGUUGCAGAGAGAACUUGAGGAUGGAGAUUUUUCAAUGGAUAAUUUUAUGAAUAAUGAUCGUGAACUUAGAAAGAAAGGUGAAGAUAGAGGUUAUCGUGUGGGAGAGAAAUCGAGAAUGAAGGUUGAGGAUGGAAGAGAGAGAGCAGAAAGCGGUUUUUUUGGGAUAAUUUUCUGGGAGGAGAUUGAGGCAAACAUGAAGUUAGUUAUGGGCUUGAUAACUGUUAACUGUGAAGCUCCAACUGAUAUGCCUCUAAUUUGUUAA